This is a messenger RNA of Fusarium oxysporum Fo47, 1185 nucleotides long. Its product is annotated as chaperonin 10-like protein. The transcript is spliced from 3 exons. The record is from RefSeq and is a predicted model, not a curated record. Lineage: Eukaryota; Fungi; Ascomycota; Sordariomycetes; Hypocreales; Nectriaceae. Gene Ontology annotation, molecular function: oxidoreductase activity, acting on NAD(P)H. Bases 22 to 1185 code for a protein of 387 amino acids.
UUGAAUCUCUCUAAAGUCAUAAUGAAAGCACUUAUUUUGAAUACGUCGUUGAAAAAGGCAACCGUGGAGAAUGUCGAUCGCCCAAGUCCAGGUUCCCACGAGAUUCUAGUCAACGUGCGCGCAAUAGCGCUGAACCCAGUAGAUGAACUCUACGUUUCGUCGCCCAUUGCAGCACAAGAGAAAAGAAUUAUCGGCACUGACUUUGCAGGAGUUAUUGCUGAAGCUGGAUCCGAGAUCAGUGGUUUAUCUGAUCCCAGAGUUAAAGUCGGGACACGAGUCGCUGGUUUUCUCCAAGGCGCUUCAUCCGUGAAUGAUCGACCCGGAGCUUUUGCAGAGUACAUCACUGUUCCUUAUGACCUCGUAUGGAAUGUCCCUGACAACCUAACUCUAGAGGAAGCGUCUACGAUCAGCAUGUGUGGCCUGACUGCUGCUCAGGCUCUAUUCGACCGUCUUGGGUUGCCAAAUCCGUUUUCUUCAGGCCCAUCACAGCAGCUUGUAGCAGGAUCCAAAAUCACUAAUGUUUUUAUUUACGGAUCUUCUACUUCGGUUGGAUUGUAUGCCGCGCAGCUCGCUCGUAUCGCUGCCAGGGUAUCUGGAAUGUCUAUUCGAUUGAUAGGGGCAGCUAGUUCAACCAAGCACGAAAUGCUUCGAAAUGAGCCCUAUAGCUAUGACGUCCUUGUGGACUAUAGAGAUGAAAGCUGGGUUCAAAAGGUGAAAGAUGCUACAAACUGGAACGGCGUUGACCUUGCGCUGGACUGUAUCUCAGAAGGCCAAACAGUAUACAAUACCCACAAGACUUUGGCUCCUUCGGCAAAGUUUGCAGUCAUUCGCGGCCCAGUUGGUGGGCAAUAUGAUCCAGCACAACUAACUGUCAAACCGACCUAUGGCGCCGUCUGGGAAGGCCUUGGUGUUGAAGUUGGAUACAAUGACGCUGUUAUCUCAGCGAAUCCAGAUGCGCAUGCGUUUGCAAAGGAGUUUUACAACUUCUUGAGCCAGCCGCUACCAUCAGGCAGGGCGCAGCUCCAGCCCAAUCCUGUGAGACUGAUGCCUGGAGGUCUUGAAAAAGUAGCCCAGGACGGCUUUGCUCUUCUGGGUACAGGUUUAGUCAGUGAGAGGUCAAAGAUUGGAAGACCAGAUGAUUACAUGCGCCCAAUUAGUGCUGAGAAGUUGGUGUAUAGUCUUUAA